CGGGAGCGCGCGCUGGCGUCGGGAACGCGCGGAGUUCGCAUGACUCUGUUGUGCGGGGAUUGAGCCGAACACCGGAGCGCUUCACACACAGAGGUGUUGAUGUGUGCUGGACGCUGUCCACUGGAACGAGUCCAUGCUGACGCUCGGCUGGUGUCUCCCAGUUUUGUGGUAACAGUGUGGUUGUCAUGGUAACCAUGCUGCCUGCGAUGUCCAUUUAUUUUCCUGGACCUUUCAUCGUCCUACUCUCUCUCUCCCUGUAUCCACUCCUUACAUCCCAGAAUUCCCUGCGUUCUGACCCCGACCCUAUUACUUUUCAUGCUCAACAGUGCAGCAUAAAACUGCAUCCUGUUACAUCCUAUGAAGCUCUCAGUGUGUGGUUCUCAUCCUUCUCUAUGCCCGGAGUGAGUGAUUACUCCCAGCUCACUUUAGACCUCAGCAGGAACCAGCUGAUCGUUGGAGCAAGGAACUACCUGUUCAGACUGAGUUUGGCUAAUGUUUCUCUACUUCAGGGCAUGGAGUUCGGAGUGGACGAAGACACACGCAGAUCUUGUCGGAGCAAAGGAAAAACAGAGGAUGAGUGUCAGAACUACAUGCGAGUGCUCCUGCUGAGCGGUUCUCGUCUCUUCUCCUGCGGCACUAACGCCUUCUCGCCCGUCUGCACCGUCCGCUCUGCUGCUGAUCUCGCCCACGUGAUUGAGACGGUGAACGGAGUCGCCCGCUGUCCUUACGACCCCAAACACAACUCCACCGCCAUGGUAACCGAAAGCGGUGACCUCUAUGCUGCCACAGUCAUUGAUUUUUCUGGCCGUGACCCUGUGAUCUACCGCAGCCUUGGGAGCAUGCCUCCUCUCCGCACAGCUCAGUACAACUCCAAAUGGCUGAAUGAGCCUCAGUUUGUCUCAGCGUACGAGGUAGGUCGCUUCACCUACUUCUUCCUGAGGGAAGUGGCGGUGGAGGAGGAUUGUGGGAAGGCGGUGUUCUCUCGGGUGGCGCGAGUGUGUCAGAACGAUGUAGGCGGCAGGUUCCUGCUUGAAGACACCUGGACGACGUUUAUGAAGGCCAGAUUGAACUGCUCGCGCUCAGGAGAUGUGCCUUUCUAUUACCACGAGCUCCACAGCACCUUUUACCUUCCUGAGCAAGACCUUAUCUACGGCAUCUUCACAACCAACAUUAACAGCAUUGCUGCUUCUGCAGUGUGUGCCUUCAACCUCAGUGCCAUCACCCAGGCCUUCAGUGGUCCAUUCCGCUACCAGGAGAACCCUCGAAUGAGUUGGCUCUCCACCCCGAACCCCAUCCCUAACUUUCAGUGUGGGACAGUUGGUGAUAGCGGCCCUGGCGGGAAUCUAACAGAACGAAGCCUGCAGGAUGCUCAGAGACUCUUUUUGAUGAGUGAGGUUGUGCAGCCUGUAUCUGUUGACCCCUUGAUCAGCCAGGACAACAUCCGCUUUUCCAAACUUGUUGUGGACAUUGUGCAGGGCCGUGACACGCUCUACCACGUCAUUUACAUCGGGACAGAACAUGGCACCGUUAUCAAGGCGCUCUCCUCAUCCACUCAAAAUCUGCAUGGAUGUUAUCUUGAGGAGAUGAAACUUCUUCCAGCAGAUCAGCAGGAACCAAUCCUUAACCUGCAGAUCCUGCAGAGUGACAGGUCCCUAUUUGUGGGUUUUAACAGCAGAGUUCUGAAGAUCCCACUGGAGAGAUGCUCCAGCUAUGAAACCCAACGAGCUUGCUUAUAUGCGAGGGAUCCAUAUUGUGGUUGGGACAGAAAACAGAGACGCUGUACUACGAUUGAAGCCAGCUCUAACAUGAGCCAGUGGAGCCAGAACAUCACACAGUGUCCUGAGCAAAAUCUUACCCGAGAUGGUGGGUUCAGCCCGUGGUCGUCGUGGCGAUCAUGUACCCAUGAUGAUGGAGGUGAAACUUCAAGCACCUGUCUGUGUCGCUCUCGUGCAUGUAAUAAACCGGUCCCUCUGUGUGGAGGUGCUGAGUGUGUGGGACCCACGAUUGAGGUGACCAACUGCUCAAGAAGUGGAGGUUGGACUCCCUGGUCCUCCUGGGCGCCGUGUAGCACCAGCUGUGGUGUCGGGUUUGAGGUUCGUCAGCGUUCAUGCAGUAACCCCACCCCUCGACAUGGAGGGAGAGUGUGUGUCGGCCAGACACGAGAGGAGCGGUUGUGUAACGAGGACUCUGUGUGUCCUGUGCCUGUGUCCUGGGCUCAGUGGACCUCCUGGUCUACAUGCACAGCAGUGUGUGGCGGCGGUUUCCAGUCCCGGGUCCGAACCUGUGAAAACGGAAACUCCUGCCCCGGGUGUCCACAGGAGUACAGAACAUGCAAUUUGGAGGCAUGUCCCGAGGUACGCCGAUACACACCCUGGUCUCCAUGGUACCCGGUGAAUGUGACAGUGGGUGGAGUCAGACAGGAGCAACGUGUGAGACACACUUGUCGAGCGCCGCUGGCAGACACACACCUUCUCCAGCUGGGCAAACGCAAGGCAGAAACGCGUCACUGCCCGCCUGCUGGUGAAGCGCCGGGGUGUGAGACUGACGAUCUGGUACAAGACAUAGUGAGUGUGGCACAGCCUUUGACCCCAGUGCAGGGGGUCACCUGGUUGCCAUGGGAAACAUGGUCAUCAUGUUCCAAAGAGUGCUCUAGAGGGUUUCGAACACGUAAGCGCUUGUGUGUCUCCCCUGAUGGCAAAAGUUCUGCAUUCCUGUGCAGUGGAACACCAGUGGAGUAUCAGGACUGUAACACACAGCCGUGCGCAGUAAAGGGGGCGUGGACCUGCUGGUCUUCCUGGUCUGAAUGUUCUACUUCCUGUGGAGGUGGACAUUAUCAACGCACUCGCACCUGCUCAAACCCUGCCCCAUCCCAUUCAGGGGAUAUCUGCAUCGGCCUGCACACUGAGGAGGCUCUGUGCAACCUGCACGAGUGUGAUGGUGGAUGGGGGGAAUGGUCAGAAUGGACAGAGUGUGAAGAUGGGCUUCAGUAUCGCACUAGAAUGUGUGAGAUAAGCUCCGCCCCCUGCAAAGGGAACCACACAGAUCAGAGACUGUGUCCUCCAAAAGAGAGUGCAGUUGGCUCACCAGGUGGGAAGAAAGGGUUAAACUGUGGAGGUUUCUCCCUGUUCCACCUGAUCCUGACGGGUGCAGUCUCCUUUCUGGUAGCAUUGCUAGGAUCCAUUCUUGUUUACGUGUUCUUUCAGAAGGUCUACAAACCCAUCCAAGAGCCUGCAGUGAUCCAUCCCAACACCCCUAACCAUCUUCACAACAAACAUAACACCAGCACCCCAAAGAAUGAGAAAUAUACUCCAAUGGAGUUUAAGACGCUGAACAAGAACAAUUUGUUGCCAGAUGAGAGUUGUAACUUCUACCCUUCUCCUCCUCCUCCACCGCAGACAAACGUCUACACCACCACUUACUACGCUCCUCCACUGGGCAAAUACGACUUCCCGUCUUUAGACUCACCCUGCAGGAACUACAUGCACAGCUGAAGCCAGCCUCACCUCCUGAACCUUCUGUGUUAUCGCAGUGAUGCAGCGCUAGCCAUGAGUCGCUGGAGCAUGUGGAUGUUCACAAGAGCUCAGCAAAUUCUUGUUUGUAAAACUGGAAGGAAAAGAUAACAAGGAUAAAAAAAUGGGUGCUUUACCUUGUUUUUGGACAUUUAGGGCUCGUGUUGAUGAAUAAAGGUUGGUCCAGAACACACCAUUACAUGACCAAAAUAUGGAAACUUGUCCAAUUGCAACUGAACUAAGCCACUCUCGGGCAGGAUACACGUAUCUUUGAGUCUUCCACAGAGAUAAAAACCUUCUGAUGGAAAGUUCUGGUGUUCAGUUCAACGUUUUGCUCUCAGCCUGAUUGCAGGACUUGGGAUCUGGCAUGGUGUUCACACAAGACUGUGCUGAUUUAUUCCUGACUUUGUUCCCUGAGCACCAACAAUUGAUCCAUUGAUGCUUUGACUGUGCGAUCGCUUCACAUCGAAUACAUGAUUUUAUGAAGAUGCAGUGAUGAUAAAAAGCCGUACACUUUUUUUGUAAAGAAACUCACAGCUACUUCAUCCAAAACAUCACUGGGCUCUAAUGUAGCUUUUAGUGCUAAAGGGAGCCUCAGGAUAUAUGUAAGAUUCACGCUUUUCCCCCACAACAUACGUUUUACUGAAGGUACAAUGCAAAUUAGUGUGGAACACAUAAACACACACACACCAAAAAAUUAUGGUACAUUAUGUGUGUAUAAAAAUGAGUGAGUCUGUAGGGGUGUCUGUAUGAUUAUUAUUCCUGUGUGUAGACUUUCAUUAAAUUAUUGUAUAUACACAGUAGGAGUCCAGAGACCAAAUUAAAUGACAUCAAAUGUGUUACAGUAAAGCAAGUGUGUUAUUACAAUGUAGCUAAGUACACUGUAAUAAAUAUAUUAAUUAGGGGUUUAUUGAUACCAGCACUGAUACCAUACUCACAAAAAAAGUGUUCUGGUACCUAAAUCUUACUCCACAUGAUAUUAUGUGACGUAAGGCAAGUGUACGUUGUGCUAAUAAACAGAUUACUCAAAAUAGCAGCGAUUUGGUCCAGACUGCAAAGUGUGGCUCUGUGAAAAUAUUAAUAACAAUGCAGCGUCUUCCUCCAAAAAAAGUAAAACAUCCUACACAUAAAACUCAGCACAAGAGAUUCAUCACUAGCAUUUCAUGCUAGCUAGUUGUGAAAAAAUAUCUACCGAGCUGAAAAUAACAGCUCUUUCCCAGCAUGUUGGUCAUGACAAUCAGCUGAUCUCGAUUUUGAUGCAAUGAAAACAACGUUCAGCUGUAAGCAAGCGCUUCGCUGAAGCAAAACAAAUCCCGCUCUUCUCCGCUGCAAAGUUACUAAUGUAGCUAGCUAAUGCAUCUCAUAUAUAAACAACAAUCUAAUAAUAUAAAGAAGUGCAUGAAUACAUGGGCCAAUAUUUCUACUAAGGAAAGAUAAACAGAACUAAAUAUAAUGUUCUAAAUAUAAUGUUCCCUGACUAGGCUAGUAUUAUUUUUCUGGUAUCAGUAUUGGUAUCUGUAUCCACAAGUGCCACCUAGCAUGUGCUGAGAUUCAGUCUGAGAAAAUGAAUUAGUUCAUUAUCACACAACGCCAAUUCCUCUCAGUUGUUUUUUUUUCUAUAUUCCACCCUCCUCACAGCUCUGAGACAAGCGAAGCCCAGAGCUUCACACAACGUUGUAUAAACCGAGGUGUGCAGAUGAUUUUAGUCGGAGGUGAGAGGCUAUGAAUUCCUCUAAUAACAUUUAAGAAAUAUUUCAGAUCAAAGUUAAAAUGUUUCCCUUUCGAAGUUCACUGUUGGGAAAUUGUUAUUCAAACUGAUAGCCAGUGAUGUCAUAAUGGAUGUUAAAGCAGCUGACCAAUCAGCAACUUCGCUUGAAUAUGUGGAUCUUAACACAUAAUCUUUAUACACGCUUGCUGCAUGGUACCUUCCCUCCCUUCGUCCUUCCAUUGGUCCUUUCUUUCUUUCUUUCUUUCUUUCUUUCUUGCUUUCUUUCUUCCUCUGUACUUACAUACACUCUCUUCCUUCCUUCUUUUCUUUCCUUCUUCAUUCUCUCUCACUUUUCUUCUUUCUUUCUUUCUUUCUUUCUUUCUUUCUUACCUAUUUACUUACUUACUUACUUACUUAUCUGAACACAUGACCUUUCCAUGUCAUAUAGCCAACUCCAUUCUAUUUUGAAAGCAACUUCAUCCAUCAUGUUCUAAAGUAUCAGAUCACAGGUCAGUUAUGCUCCUGAUGCUGAUUUGAUGCUCACAAAACACACAGUUAACAAACAUCACUUGAGCUUAUAGUUAUGGAAGGGUGGGACAAUGUUCCCAACCAAAAGGAAGUAACAAGUGCUACAUGCUGUUUAGUAUUUCGCUAUCUAUGAGACUCCAGCGGUUGUUUGAGCUUCCUUAUGCAAUUCCAGCUCUGCAUCACACCGUCACUGCCUUUCUACACACUGUGAAAUUUUGCUAUGUUCUAUUUUUGUAUGCUGCGCAUCAUAUACAAUAAACUUCAAGUAAACCUUAUAUGUCUCAUUUAUGAAAAGGACUGAAUUGUAUAUUUCUAUCUUCUGGUGUGGCUGGCUGUCCUUCAUUUCUCUAAACAGAAUGGACAGUUUUAAUGUAGGGCAGUGAAGGGAAUACUGGAGGUGUGUGAAUUGAUUUUUGAUUUUUUUGUUUUGUUUUAAGCAUUAGAACACUAUUUACUGCCUUCUGUCUCUCGCUCUGUCUGUCUGUCUCUCUCUCU
Molecule: messenger RNA, 6240 nt
Organism: Hemibagrus wyckioides
Lineage: Eukaryota; Metazoa; Chordata; Actinopteri; Siluriformes; Bagridae
Gene: sema5bb
Product: sema domain, seven thrombospondin repeats (type 1 and type 1-like), transmembrane domain (TM) and short cytoplasmic domain, (semaphorin) 5Bb
Exons: 22
Coding region: 186-3491 (1101 amino acids)
Biological process (GO): negative regulation of axon extension involved in axon guidance; semaphorin-plexin signaling pathway; neural crest cell migration
Molecular function (GO): chemorepellent activity; semaphorin receptor binding
Source: RefSeq, a predicted model, not a curated record